This is a messenger RNA of Sesamum indicum (sesame), 1249 nucleotides long. It is a transcript of the gene NAC084, whose product is annotated as NAC domain containing protein 84. The record is from RefSeq and is a predicted model, not a curated record. Gene Ontology annotation, molecular function: DNA binding. Lineage: Eukaryota; Viridiplantae; Streptophyta; Magnoliopsida; Lamiales; Pedaliaceae. Gene Ontology annotation, biological process: regulation of DNA-templated transcription.
AGUCUGUCCCAUCCAGGUAAAGGUGGGAAUGAGAAUUGGAAUUGGAACAAGUGGACCUUUGAUAUCCCUUUCCCUUAUAUAUAAGUCACACAAAUGUGCAUCAUGUUUCUUCCCAAAAUGAAAAAUACCCCACAACACAAACACACAUAACCACAUCCCCAACCCCCAUUCCCAUUCCCUCCCUCCACUUUCAAUAUCAUUAUCAAUCUCUCUCUACUCUCUUCCUCCCUCAUAUACACAUACACAUACAAAUACAAAAUAAUACAGAGCUGAGUUCCUUGCAGAAAAACACUACACUCGUUCUAAAGAUGGAGACUGAGCAGCCGCUUAUCAAACUUCCCAUUGGCUUCAGAUUUCACCCCACUGAUCAAGAACUGCUCCUUCACUACUUGAAGAGGAAACUCUACUCUUUACCACUCCCUCCCACCCUCAUUCCUGAUCAUGUCGACGUUUUCCACUCCAAUCCUUGGGAUUUGCCUGGGGACUUGAAGGAGAAGAGAUACUUCUUCUGCAAAACAAAGAUGAAUUUUAUGAACAAAUGCAGUUUGAUGAGUAGCGAUUGUGGGUACUGGAAAUCCAGUGGCAAGGACAAGCAAGUUAUGGCUCCCGGAAGUGGAACCAAUCUACUAAUUGGGAUCAAGAAGUGUUUCCUCUUCCAUCAAGGGAAAACGUCCCCUCAACUCAAAACUCAAUGGGUUAUGCAUCAGUUUUGCCUUGUGGCCUCUUUCACCACACCAUUCUUUUUAGCUCAGAAACUAAUGAUGCAAGUGGGCGAUUGGGUUGUUUGCCGUGUGUACCAAAGGAAGAGGAAAGCAAGAAAUCAGGUGGCUAAUUACAUCAAAAAACCUAGGACUUUGCAGGGGAUCCGGACAAAGGAUCAUAUGAAUUUAAGGAUGGGAGAGGAGAAUGAAUUGGGAUUUUCAUCUGCUCAAACGUGUUGUUCAUCAUCUUGUUGUAGUGGGAUUACUGAGAUCUCUUGUAAUGAAUUAGAUGAGGAAGCAAGUAGUCAAGCCAGCCCUUGCUGGAAAUAAAGAUUAAAAAUUGAGUUUUUGCGUCUUGGUUUUGGGAUUGGAAAAGGUAGAGUAGUAUGAGUUGUGAUGAAAGCAGUGAAUGAUUUUUGAAGUUAAAGAAGCAGCAUUGAUUAUUGCCAGAAUCUGAAGACUAUGUAUGUUAUUCGAAAAAGGCAAUUGAUUUUGGCAAGUAAAAUUGAAAAAAGUGGAUGCAGAAAGCAACACAAAUAAUAAAGAGA